Messenger RNA from Ruditapes philippinarum (Manila clam), 1401 nucleotides. Its product is annotated as sialin-like. Bases 1 to 1401 code for a protein of 466 amino acids. Gene Ontology annotation, biological process: transmembrane transport; monoatomic anion transport. The transcript has 8 exons. NCBI's taxonomy places the organism in Eukaryota, Metazoa, Mollusca, Bivalvia, Venerida, Veneridae. Gene Ontology annotation, molecular function: transmembrane transporter activity. The record is from RefSeq and is a predicted model, not a curated record.
AUGAGUGUAGCCAUUGUAUGUAUGACUGAGAGCCACAACAAAGGAAGCAAAAACACAAGCAAGAUUGAAUCAGCAAAUAUCUUUCAAGAAAACGCAACAGAAAGCAAAGUUAAUAAGAUAGGCGAAACGUUUGAUUGGAACGAAAGAACUCAGGGACUGAUACUUGGGUCUUUUUAUAUCGGUUAUAUUCUAACACAAGUGCCAGGAGGCAUGUUGGCGGGAAAAUAUGGCGGGAAACAAGUACUCGGAUGGAGUAUGCUCUUUUGCGCUGUUGCUACUAUUAUCACACCUUUCGUGGCACGAGCAAAUGUCAUUUUGCUCAUAGCUGUGCGUAGCUUUGCAGGACUAUGUCAGUUGAUGCGCAAACAAUAUGACAGAAAAUACUUUAUUACAGGAUUUCAUUUUGGUAUAAUGGUUACGUUUCCAUACAGUGGGGUGUUAUGUGUUAAUGGCUUUGAUGGUGGAUGGCCGAGUAUAUUCUAUGUGUCAGGUUGCGUUGGAGUCAUUUGGUUUGUUGGAUGGAUGUUUUUGGUAUUUGAUUCACCUGUUUGUCAUCCAAGAAUUUCUGAACAGGAGAAAAUGUACAUCUUACAAACACUUAAAUCAGAAGUGGAUAUAAGUAAAACGUCUACAGCUAUACCGUGGUCAAGGAUGUUAUCUUGCUCUUCUGUUUGGGCAAUAAUUGUUUCGCAAGCAUGUUCGGAAUGGGGACUUUAUGCUUUCAUGACCAACAUACCAAGUUACAUGGAAGAUGUCUUAGAGUUUGAAAUCAAAAACACUGGAUUCCUUUCCUCGCUACCAUACCUUGGAUUCUUGGUUGUUUGUAACAUAACAGGACUCCUUGCUGAUGAGUGUAUUCGAAAACGAGGUUGCAUGACUAAAACAGUUAUACGAAAAGUGCUGUCUGGAUUUGGGAGUAUUCUUCCUGCAAUAUGCAUUGUCAUCAUGGCAAACAUUGCCGAAAACCCAAGUCUCGCAGUAUCACUACUAACCAUUGGAGUAGCUACGUCUGGUAUUCAGUUCGGAAGUGGGUUUCUGGUAAAUUCUGUAGAGAUUGCCCCCAUGUACGCAGGCAUUAUCUUGGCGUUUUCUAAUUGCGCUGGCUCUUUAUGUGGCUUCCUUGCUCCAUUAGUAAUUGGAUUCAUAGUCGAAGACGGAACAAAAGAACAAUGGAAGACCGUGUUUUAUAUAACGGCUGGGGUUUACAUAUUCGGGUCGACGUUUUUUGCUGUUUUUGCAUCUGGUGAGGUACAGCCAUGGGCAUUGGAAGAUAACCGUUAUAAUGAAGUUGAAGUCACUAAUGACGGAUCAAACCAAGAAAGAAAGAUAACAGAAAAUAAUUGUAGCUAUCAAAUUGCGGCCGUUAAAAACCUAACGAAAGAUGAACUAAAAGAAGUGUAA